Molecule: messenger RNA, 799 nt
Organism: Monascus purpureus
Lineage: Eukaryota; Fungi; Ascomycota; Eurotiomycetes; Eurotiales; Aspergillaceae
Source: the annotation of a GenBank genome assembly
GGUGUGUCUCAAUUCCCUGCAUCGGGCGUCCCUCGUAACCCUAGCGCAACACCAUGCAUUUCCUCUGUCUACACGGUGCCAUUGGCAAUCUUGAUAAUAUCAGCGUCCAGCUAGGCCCUCUGCAGAAGGAGCUGCAGGCCGAUAAUGCGGCCGUGUUCCACUAUAUUCCCGGCCCUGUCGUGGUCGAUCCGCCACCAGGAUUCGAGGACUAUUUCGGCAUCGGCCCACACUACCGGUGGAUGGAGGACGGGGGAAGUGCAGAGAGCGGCUUGUUAACGCGGAUCCGCGAGCUCCCUGCCGGCCAGUCUCCAGAGGAUGUCAUGCGGGCUCUGUCUCGCGGAGGGCCGGCAUCGUGGAGGAACAGGGAGGAAGUCAUGCGCUAUCUGCAUGCCACCCUGGAUGCUAACCCGGACAUCGAGGGGAUCGUGGGCUACAGUGAAGGUGCCACGGUGGCGGCGUCAUUGCUCAUCGAUGAAGAGGAACAGUCCAGGAAGACCGGAAGACCGAAGAGGAUCAAAUGCGCUCUGUUCUUCACUGGAUGGCCGCCCAUCGCUGCCGACAAUACACUCGUUCUGAGUGAUAGCAGCGACCUGGUCAUCGAUAUCCCAACGCUGCAUGUAGUCGGUGCCAAUGAUCCAUAUCGCGAUGGUGCAGUGAGCCUCUACAAUGUCUGCAAUGCCGACAAGGCCGAGAUAUUCGACACUGGCAGAGGCCACACCAUCCCUAGAGGCGGGCCACUGGUGGCUGAGCUCGCAGAAGCCGUGCGAGAUAUGAUCUCACAGGCGUAGAGGAUAGUAAU